Molecule: messenger RNA, 740 nt
Organism: Suillus paluster
Lineage: Eukaryota; Fungi; Basidiomycota; Agaricomycetes; Boletales; Suillaceae
Exons: 3
Coding region: 79-573 (164 amino acids)
Source: RefSeq, a predicted model, not a curated record
GUCGCAUUCGCUCCAAAUCUGAGUCGAACACAUGGUCUGCGAGUUCCGUCAGCGGAAACAACGACAUUCGAAUCUCAGAUGCUGCCACGGCCCACCGGUGGCCUCAUCAAUCAGUUUGACCGGAAGCUUUUCUCUCACCUCAUUGCUCUUGACUAUAAUAGCCCCAAAUUCGCCACCAUCUCAAUUGACAAAAUAACGCGGUUCUUUUCUAUGACAACGUUCGAAUCAACCGGGGAGCCAUUCAAGCACCCCGAGGUCGUCAACUGCAUGGCUUUUCCUGAGGAGAUUGACUGUGACGAUAAUUUCGUCCAGUUCCUCAAAAAAAAGGGAGUCCAAACCAAUACACCCGCAUACAUAUUGACUUCAAGUAACCUACAGAUUAACCAUUACACCGGCCCAUCCAUACAAGAUGUGCGCUUCCACAGGAGAUUGUUCUACGCUAACAGUCACGACCAAACCAGGCAGAUUGCCUCGCGGGUUCUUUCAUGGUGUCGAAACAAUUUAUCCUCCCCGCCGCUCCAGCCGAUCCGCUUGAGAAGGCUCGCAACGCCAUGCACGGCACUCCCGAAUUGAGGGUCUCGUCGAUCGUUUCGCAGUCAGUUUCAACACUCGCAGUUCGGGGAAGACUGUUCGCGCUACUCGAACGGAGUCGCACAGUUCACACGGUAGCACCUUUCCUUCCGUGUCGCAAGACCCACCAAUGGGCCACCGGUGUAGAAGUCGCAGCCGGACGCAAGUUC